Messenger RNA from Cavia porcellus (domestic guinea pig), 6705 nucleotides. RefSeq names its product myosin heavy chain 11 (gene Myh11). Gene Ontology annotation, biological process: actomyosin structure organization. Bases 149 to 5986 code for a protein of 1945 amino acids. Gene Ontology annotation, molecular function: ATP binding; microfilament motor activity; actin filament binding. The transcript has 43 exons. Lineage: Eukaryota; Metazoa; Chordata; Mammalia; Rodentia; Caviidae. The record is from RefSeq and is a predicted model, not a curated record. Gene Ontology annotation, cellular component: cytoplasm; myosin II complex; myosin filament.
CCCCAAGACUGCUCGAGUCUAUAAAACCCGGAGUCCCAGACUGGAGGGGAGAUUUGGACGCCCUGGCCUGGGAGGUGUGCCAGAUCUGAGCUCUCCAUCCAGUUCCUUCUCGUCAGCGCCCCCAGUUGGAGGGGACCAACUAGGCACCAUGGCGCAGAAGACCCAACUCAGUGAUGAUGAGAAAUUCCUCUUUGUGGAUAAAAACUUCAUCAACAGCCCAGUGGCCCAGGCUGACUGGGUAGCCAAAAGGCUGGUCUGGGUCCCUUCUGAGAAGCAAGGCUUUGAGGCUGCCAGCAUCAAGGAGGAGAAAGGGGAUGAGGUGGUGGUGGAGCUGGUGGAGAAUGGCAAGAAGAUCACAGUCGGCAAAGAUGACAUCCAGAAGAUGAACCCGCCCAAGUUCUCGAAGGUGGAGGACAUGGCGGAGCUGACGUGCCUCAAUGAGGCCUCUGUGCUGCACAACCUGAGGGAGAGGUACUUCUCAGGACUCAUCUACACCUACUCCGGCCUCUUCUGCGUAGUGGUCAAUCCCUACAAGCACCUGCCCAUCUACUCGGAGAAGAUCGUGGACAUGUACAAGGGCAAGAAGAGGCACGAGAUGCCGCCUCACAUCUACGCCAUCGCCGACACGGCCUACAGGAGCAUGCUGCAGGAUCGUGAGGACCAGUCCAUUCUGUGCACAGGCGAGUCUGGAGCUGGCAAAACAGAAAACACCAAGAAGGUCAUCCAGUACCUGGCUGUGGUGGCCUCCUCACACAAGGGCAAGAAGGACACCAGCAUCACGCAAGGCCCAUCUCUUGCCUACGGAGAGCUUGAAAAACAGCUUCUACAAGCAAACCCGAUUCUGGAGGCCUUUGGCAAUGCCAAAACAGUGAAGAACGAUAACUCCUCUCGAUUCGGCAAGUUCAUCCGCAUCAACUUUGACGUCACCGGCUACAUCGUGGGAGCCAACAUCGAGACGUAUCUGCUGGAGAAGUCUCGGGCGAUUCGCCAAGCCAGGGAGGAGAGGACAUUCCACAUCUUUUACUAUCUGAUUGCAGGAGCCAAGGAGAAGAUGAAAAAUGACCUGCUCCUGGAAGGCUUCAGCAACUACACAUUUCUCUCCAAUGGCUUCGUGCCCAUCCCGGCCGCCCAGGAUGACGAGAUGUUCCAGGAAACGCUGGAGGCCAUGUCCAUCAUGGGCUUCAGCGAGGAAGAGCAGCUGUCCAUAUUGAAGGUGGUGUCCUCUGUCCUCCAGCUGGGAAAUAUCGUCUUCAAGAAGGAAAGAAAUACAGACCAAGCAUCCAUGCCAGAUAACACAGCUGCUCAGAAAGUUUGCCACCUUGUGGGAAUUAAUGUGACAGAUUUUACCAGAUCUAUUCUAACCCCACGUAUCAAAGUUGGACGGGAUGUGGUACAGAAAGCUCAGACAAAGGAGCAGGCUGACUUUGCUAUAGAGGCUUUGGCCAAGGCCACCUAUGAACGCCUUUUCCGCUGGAUACUCAGCCGCGUCAACAAAGCCCUGGACAAGACCCAUCGGCAAGGAGCUUCCUUCCUGGGCAUCCUAGAUAUUGCUGGAUUUGAGAUCUUUGAGGUGAACUCCUUCGAGCAACUGUGCAUCAACUACACCAACGAGAAGCUGCAGCAGCUGUUCAACCACACCAUGUUCAUCCUGGAGCAGGAGGAGUACCAGCGGGAGGGCAUCGAGUGGAACUUCAUCGACUUCGGCCUCGACCUGCAACCCUGCAUCGAGCUCAUCGAGCGCCCGAACAACCCUCCUGGUGUGCUGGCCCUGCUGGAUGAGGAGUGCUGGUUCCCCAAAGCCACUGACAAGUCUUUUGUGGAAAAGCUGUGCACUGAACAGGGCAACCACCCCAAGUUCCAGAAGCCCAAGCAACUCAAAGAUAAAACCGAGUUCUCCAUCAUCCACUAUGCGGGAAAGGUGGACUACAAUGCAAGUGCCUGGCUGACUAAGAACAUGGACCCACUGAAUGACAAUGUGACCUCCCUCCUCAACGCCUCCUCAGACAAGUUCGUAGCUGACCUGUGGAAGGAUGUGGACCGCAUCGUGGGGCUGGACCAGAUGGCCAAGAUGACAGAGAGCUCGAUGCCCAGUGCCUCCAAAACCAAGAAAGGAAUGUUCCGCACAGUGGGGCAGCUAUAUAAGGAGCAGCUGGGCAAGCUGAUGACCACGCUGCGCAACACAACACCCAACUUUGUGCGCUGCAUCAUCCCCAACCAUGAGAAGAGGUCUGGCAAGCUAGAUGCCUUCCUGGUGCUGGAGCAGCUGCGGUGCAAUGGUGUGCUGGAGGGCAUCCGCAUCUGCCGACAGGGCUUCCCCAACAGGAUUGUCUUCCAAGAGUUCCGCCAACGCUACGAGAUCCUGGCAGCAAAUGCUAUUCCCAAAGGCUUCAUGGAUGGAAAGCAGGCCUGCAUUCUCAUGAUCAAAGCCCUGGAACUCGACCCUAACCUGUAUAGGAUUGGACAAAGCAAAAUCUUCUUCCGCACUGGGGUCCUGGCUCACCUGGAAGAGGAGCGAGACUUGAAGAUCACUGAUGUCAUCAUGGCUUUCCAGGCCAUGUGCCGUGGAUACCUGGCCAGAAAGGCCUUUGCCAAGAGGCAGCAGCAGCUGACAGCCAUGAAGGUGAUUCAGAGGAACUGCGCCGCCUACCUCAAGCUGCGCAACUGGCAGUGGUGGCGGCUGUUCACUAAAGUGAAGCCACUGCUGCAGGUGACACGGCAAGAAGAAGAGAUGCAGGCUAAGGAGGAUGAGCUGCAGAAGACCAAGGAGCGGCAGAUGAAGGCAGAGAGUGAGCUCAAGGAGCUGGAACAGAAGCACACGCAGCUGACCGAGGAGAAGAACCUGCUUCAGGAACAGCUGCAGGCAGAGACCGAGCUGUACGCGGAGGCCGAAGAGAUGCGGGUCCGUCUGGCAGCCAAGAAGCAGGAGCUGGAGGAGAUCCUGCAUGAGAUGGAGGCCCGCCUGGAGGAGGAGGAAGACCGGGGCCAGCAGCUGCAGGCUGAGAGGAAGAAGAUGGCCCAGCAGAUGCUGGACCUGGAGGAACAGCUGGAGGAGGAGGAAGCCGCCAGGCAGAAGCUCCAGCUGGAGAAGGUCACGGCCGAGGCCAAGAUCAAGAAACUGGAGGAUGACAUCCUGGUCAUGGAUGAUCAGAACAACAAACUAUCAAAAGAGCGAAAACUCCUUGAAGAGAGGAUUAGUGAUUUGACGACAAAUUUAGCAGAAGAGGAAGAAAAAGCCAAGAAUCUGACCAAGCUGAAAAAUAAGCAUGAGUCCAUGAUUUCAGAACUGGAAGUGCGAUUGAAGAAGGAGGAGAAGAGCCGGCAGGAGCUGGAAAAGCUGAAGCGGAAGCUGGAGGGUGACGCCAGCGACCUCCACGAACAGAUAGCAGACCUUCAGGCGCAGAUCGCAGAGCUCAAGAUGCAGCUGGCCAAGAAGGAGGAGGAGCUUCAGGCAGCUCUAGCAAGGCUGGAUGACGAAAUUGCCCAGAAGAAUAAUGCCCUGAAGAAGAUCCGGGAGCUGGAGGGCCACAUCUCAGACCUCCAGGAGGACCUGGACUCCGAGCGGGCUGCGAGGAACAAGGCCGAGAAGCAGAAGCGAGACCUUGGCGAGGAGCUGGAGGCACUGAAGACGGAGCUGGAGGACACGCUGGACACCACGGCCACCCAGCAGGAGCUCAGGGCCAAGAGGGAGCAGGAAGUGACCGUGCUGAAGAAGGCGCUGGAGGAGGAGACACGAUCCCACGAGGCCCAGGUCCAGGAGAUGAGGCAGAAACACACGCAGGCAGUGGAGGAGCUCACGGAGCAGCUGGAGCAGUUCAAGAGGGCCAAGGCGAACCUGGACAAAAGCAAGCAGACGCUGGAGAAGGAGAACGCAGAACUGGCUGGAGAGCUGCGGGUCCUGGGCCAGGCGAAGCAGGAGGUGGAGCACAAGAAGAAGAAGCUGGAGGUGCAGCUGCAGGAUCUGCAGUCCAAGUGCAGUGAUGGGGAGCGGGUCCGGGUCGAGCUCAACGACAAAGUCCACAAGCUACAGAACGAAGUGGAGAGCGUCACAAUCAUGCUCAACGAGGCGGAGGGCAAGGCCAUCAAACUGGGCAAGGAUGUGGCGUCCCUUGGGUCCCAGCUCCAGGACACUCAGGAGCUGCUUCAAGAAGAAACGCGGCAAAAGCUAAAUGUGUCCACCAAGCUGCGCCAGCUGGAGGAUGAGAGGAACAGCCUGCAGGACCAACUGGAUGAGGAGAUGGAGGCUAAGCAGAACCUGGAGCGCCACAUCUCCACCCUCAAUAUCCAGCUCUCCGACUCGAAAAAGAAACUACAGGACUUGACGAGCACUGUAGAAGCCAUGGAGGAAGGGAAGAAGAGAUUCCAGAAGGAAAUUGAGGGCCUUACCCAGCAAUAUGAGGAGAAGGCAGCUGCUUAUGACAAACUGGAAAAGACCAAGAACAGACUUCAGCAAGAGCUGGAUGACCUGGUUGUUGAUUUGGAUAAUCAGCGGCAACUGGUGUCCAACCUGGAGAAGAAGCAGAAGAAGUUUGAUCAGUUGUUAGCCGAGGAGAAGAACAUCUCUUCCAAAUACGCAGAUGAGAGGGACCGAGCUGAGGCAGAAGCCAGGGAGAAGGAAACAAAGGCCUUGUCCCUGGCCAGGGCUCUCGAAGAGGCCCUAGAAGCCAAAGAGGAGCUCGAGAGGACGAACAAAAUGCUCAAAGCUGAGAUGGAAGACCUGGUCAGCUCAAAGGACGAUGUGGGCAAGAACGUGCAUGAGCUGGAGAAGUCCAAGCGGGCCCUAGAGACCCAGAUGGAGGAGAUGAAAACGCAGCUGGAAGAGCUGGAGGAUGAGCUGCAGGCCACCGAAGAUGCCAAACUGCGGCUGGAGGUCAACAUGCAGGCACUCAAGGGCCAGUUUGAGCGGGAUCUCCAAGCCAGGGACGAGCAGAAUGAGGAAAAGAGGCGGCAGCUGCAGAGGCAGCUUCAUGAGUAUGAGACGGAACUGGAGGAUGAGCGAAAGCAGCGUGCCCUGGCAACAGCAGCCAAGAAGAAGCUGGAAGGGGACCUGAAAGACCUGGAACUUCAGGCUGACUCAGCUAUCAAGGGGAGGGAGGAAGCCAUCAAGCAACUUCGAAAACUGCAGGCUCAGAUGAAGGACUUCCAGAGAGAGCUGGAAGAUGCUCGUGCCUCCAGAGACGAGAUCUUUGCCACUGCCAAAGAGAAUGAGAAGAAAGCCAAGAGUCUGGAGGCUGACCUCAUGCAGCUCCAGGAGGAUCUCGCAGCAGCUGAGAGGGCGCGCAAGCAGGCUGACCUGGAGAAGGAGGAACUGGCUGAGGAACUGGCCAGCAGCUUGUCGGGAAGGAACACACUGCAAGAUGAGAAGCGCCGCCUGGAGGCCCGAAUCGCCCAGCUGGAGGAGGAGCUGGAGGAAGAACAGGGCAACAUGGAGGCCAUGAGUGACCGCGUCCGCAAGGCCACGCAGCAGGCUGAGCAGCUCAGCAAUGAGCUGGCGACGGAGCGCAGCACGGCCCAGAAGAAUGAGAGUGCACGGCAGCAGCUGGAAAGGCAGAACAAGGAGCUCCGCAGCAAGCUGCAGGAGAUGGAGGGAGCAGUGAAGUCCAAGUUCAAGUCUACCAUUGCAGCGCUAGAGGCUAAGAUUGCACAGUUGGAGGAACAGGUUGAGCAGGAGGCCAGAGAAAAACAAGCAGCUGCCAAGACACUGAAGCAGAAGGACAAGAAGCUAAAGGAAGCCUUGCUGCAGGUGGAGGAUGAGCGCAAGAUGGCUGAACAGUACAAAGAGCAGGCGGAGAAGGGAAAUGCCAGAGUCAAGCAGCUCAAAAGGCAGCUGGAGGAGGCAGAGGAGGAAUCCCAGCGCAUCAACGCCAACCGCAGGAAGCUGCAGCGGGAGCUGGAUGAAGCCACUGAGAGCAAUGAGGCCAUGGGCCGCGAGGUGACGGCGCUCAAGAGCAAGCUCAGAGGGGCCCCCCCACAGGAAACCUCGCAAUGACCCACCAGGCGAGGAAACGAGACCUCGACCUCAUUUGUUCCUUCCAGAAGGUCUGGAGGAGGAAGAAGAGUUAUUGAAAAUGCAGAUGGUUCUGAAGAGGAAAUGGACGCUCGUGAUGCGGACUUCAACGGAACCAAAGCCAGUGAAUAAACUCCCUAAAGUUUUACAUCACAACAGGGAAAAAAACAAAACAAAAAUCAACAAAACCCAGCAGGUUUUUACUUAUCAUUGUCCAAAUCCAUUCUCAAAUUCCAGAUCUCACUGCCACCCCUCAGAAUGACUAUAAAAGGACUGCCCUGCGUGUGAAUUUCAAUGUUUAGGUGGUACCAGAAGAAAGAAUCCCAGGAAAUAGGCAGCCUCGCAUCCUGCUGAGUUUUCAAGAAAACAGCCACAGUAACCAGUCAGCAGCAACUUCAUUUACAUGAAGGGAGAGUUUCCAAAAAUGGGUGCCACCAGCCCUGCUCGCCAACAGUGCAUUCCCUACCAUGCAGCCCCCAUCCACUUCUUGAGUGAGACCCUGGUUUGAGAAUUCUCUUCCCCUCUCCUGGCUGCCACACCUGAGACACACACAGUUCACCCAGACCAAGUGCCUUCUGUAGUCACGUGAAUUACAAAGGAAACGCUGCUCUAAGGGCUAAGAGCAGGGAUGCCGCACUGUCUUCUAUGCACCCUGAUUGUACUUAGGGACACCGUCACUAAUAAAAGGUUAUAAAUCACCA